Molecule: messenger RNA, 1842 nt
Organism: Amyelois transitella
Lineage: Eukaryota; Metazoa; Arthropoda; Insecta; Lepidoptera; Pyralidae
Gene: MsrA
Product: peptide methionine sulfoxide reductase
Exons: 5
Coding region: 168-869 (233 amino acids)
Molecular function (GO): peptide-methionine (S)-S-oxide reductase activity
Source: RefSeq, a predicted model, not a curated record
GUGACUUUAUGAGCGAGCCAAUGUCGCUGAGAAGCCAAAAACCACACCAGUGUUUGCCGCACCGUCGACUGUCGUAGACGCGUCGUGGUCACUCUUAAAAUUACGCGGUAGUCUUACCACUUUUUUUUCAUAAACAUUCAAAAAAGGAACAUCGUUCCUGGCUGUGUAUGCUGAAAUUCAUCAAAACCUUCUGCACCAUGAAACCUCCAGUGAACGCCGCUCUUCUUCAUGAUGUGGACAUCCCUACAAAGAAAGCCACUUUCGGCAUGGGCUGCUUCUGGUCCAACGACUCGCUGUUCGGUGCCACCCCAGGGAUUAUCAGGACCAGGGUGGGAUACGCUGGAGGCACCACAAAGAACCCACAUUAUAGAAGCCUUGGAGACCACACAGAAGUGAUCGAGGUGGACUUCGACCCCAAGACAGUGACAUACGAGGAACUCCUCGACAUGUUUUGGGGCAACCACGAAUACGGACUCACGACCAAGCUGAAGAGACAGUACCAGUCCCUAAUCCUGUUUCACGAUGAGGAGCAGCGGCAUGCCGCUGAGGCUUCCUACAGGGACAUGCAGAUCAGGUGCAACGGUCAGCUGAGGACUGAAAUAGCUCCGGCAGGCACUUUCUAUCCCGCUGAAGACUACCACCAGAAAUACCGGUUGCAAGGCCACAAAGACCUCUGCCGGAGCCUCGGCCUCGACUCUUCACGACUGCAGACAUCCCAUUUGGCAGCGAGAUUGAACGGCUACCUCGUAGGAGUGGGGGGUAAAACCCAGUUUGAAGAUGAAGUGGCUCGUCUGGGGCUGAGUGAGAAGCAAGCAGAGUAUGUUCGUAGGGAGUUAGAGCGUAACGAAGGAGGCGGCCUGGCUUGCUAGCGGGCUCAUGAUUCUCAUAGGUUAUUAGGGUGAAUCAGUCUCAGAAAAGUAGAAAGGCUUUGUCGUCUUGUGUGGUCGCGUCUUCUAAAAAUAAAUCUCGCAAAAAAAAGUUUUUAUUCCGAUCCGAUGUUAUAAAUUCUUAACAUUAAUUGAUUUGACAGAAAAUGAGGAAAUAGGCUCAGGAUAUCGCUAGAACUGUGUAAUUGAAGUGCUACUUUGAAAACAUCCUAUUACUCUGAGCGUAAAAAAUCCAAGUGUUCUUUAGUGUAUGAAAAUUAAUUUAAACAGUGUCAAAAACAAUAAAAAUUUUGUAAAGACUUCCCAAGAAAACGAUUAUUGAUCUAAUUUUAAUAAAACGAGGAAUACCCAAUGAAUAUUUAAUUACUACACCGAUUGAAAAGACAUAGCCUUCCUAUUUUCUAAAGACUAGUUUCGUUUGAAGCAAGCAAUGUGAUUUAUUUCGCAGGAGUUUCAUUACAUCUCGUACAAAGAGUAAUGAGCAUUUGUUAUGUAUUUUUUACUCGGAAAAUGCGAAUACCUCUGCUUUAAAUUGGUUUAAUUUUAAAAGCACAAAAGCAGAUAUAGCCCAAAAAACAUAUUUGAAAAAAUAUAUUUUAUUAAAUCGAUAAAAUUGUGCAUUGUGACCAAACGUCUAUUAUAUUUUUAUUUUGCUCCCUGUUUUUAGAUGUUUGAAUGGCCCAAUUAUCAUAGUAAAUAAUAAACCAUUUAUUAGUAGUAGGUACACAUGUGAAGUACUUUGAAGUACCUACAUAUUCCAUUAUUUUGUAAUUGUAUUACUUACAUCUGUAUUCCGUUAUUAACUAGAUUUUCUCUUACUUCGUUAUUCAGUAUUAAGGUUCAUUAAAUGAUUAUUAUAUAUUUCAUAAAGCAUUUCACGAUUGUAUCUGUGUCUCAUUAGAGUAAGUGCAAUUUUAUGGAUUACAAUCGAAUACAAAUGUAUUUUGACCGUAAA